UUGAUACACAGCGACAUUUGCACAACAAACAUAAUUUCUCUUUUGCACGCUGCUUCCAUCCCUCACCACCCAGGACAAACCAGUCACCACUGCGCUCUGCACCGCGCCGAUUGUUGCUCUGCUGCGCGAAACACGAUUUUGCGCAAAGAGGAAACAGCUUUUAAGCACCCGGCGGUGAAUAACCCUCCAGGAACUGUGACAGGCGUCGACUAGACGCACGCCGUGCUCCUUCCCCGCCGGCCCCACCACCGCGCACACCACACUCUUGUUAUAGAGAGCGGGCGCGAUGGUAAAGGUUAAGAUAGAGUUCAGCGGGGGACUGGAGCUGUUGUUUGGGAACCAGAAGCAACACGACGUGGACGUGCCGGUGCAGGAGGGGAAGCAGGAGCUGACGGCAGGGCACUUGAUCGCGUGGACGCGAGACAACAUGCUUCGAGAGCGGCCGGAGCUGUUUGUCAAGGGCCACACCGUGCGCCCAGGCAUCCUGGUGCUCAUAAACGAGUGCGACUGGGAGCUCAGUGGCGCCACCGAGUCGACGAUCAGUGAUGGCGACGUGGUGGUUUUCAUCUCGACGCUGCACGGCGGCUAAUGUGUCUCCGAUAGUACACGAGUGUAAUGCAUAUAAUGUAAUGUGUAAAUAGGGCUGGCCGAGAGCUGUUUAUGGCCGAGUCACGGUAGUAGCCCAGCCUUUCGACGUCGACUGUAUGCUUGCAUAGUCACAAAUAUAUGUAAAUCUGGAAAGCU
This is a messenger RNA of Chlamydomonas reinhardtii, 744 nucleotides long. RefSeq lists its product as uncharacterized. The record is from RefSeq and is a predicted model, not a curated record. Gene Ontology annotation, biological process: protein urmylation; tRNA thio-modification. Gene Ontology annotation, cellular component: nucleus; cytoplasm. The coding region runs from base 287 to 589 and encodes 100 amino acids. Gene Ontology annotation, molecular function: protein tag activity. Lineage: Eukaryota; Viridiplantae; Chlorophyta; Chlorophyceae; Chlamydomonadales; Chlamydomonadaceae. The transcript has 5 exons.